Messenger RNA from Colletotrichum lupini, 2142 nucleotides. RefSeq names its product WD repeat domain-containing protein. Gene Ontology annotation, cellular component: Arp2/3 protein complex; actin cytoskeleton. Lineage: Eukaryota; Fungi; Ascomycota; Sordariomycetes; Glomerellales; Glomerellaceae. The transcript is spliced from 5 exons. Gene Ontology annotation, biological process: Arp2/3 complex-mediated actin nucleation. Gene Ontology annotation, molecular function: actin filament binding. Bases 1 to 2142 code for a protein of 713 amino acids. The record is from RefSeq and is a predicted model, not a curated record.
AUGGCGGCCCCUCAGGUUCACCACCUCUUCCACGCGCCCAUCGCGGACCAUUCCUUCUCUGCCGACCGCCAGACGCUGGCUAUCGCUCGCGAUUCUACCAUUGAGCUCUACGGACCUACUGGAAACUCUUUCAAGCUCAAGGAUGAGCUCAAAGGACACGACAAGACCGUCACGAGUGUCGACAUUGCUCCCAACAGCGGCCGCAUUGUCUCCUGCUCUCAAGACAGAAAUGCUCUUGUCUGGGAGCCCUCGCCUACCGGAUACAAGCCCACACUUGUCCUCCUCCGAAUCAGCCGCGCCGCGACCUUUGUGCGAUGGUCCCCCUCCGAGACCAAGUUCGCCGUCGGAUCGGGCGACCGCGUGAUUGCCGUCUGCUACUUUGAGGAGGAGAACGACUGGUGGGUGUCGAAGCACCUGAAGAAGCCCAUUCGCAGCACCAUCACAUCCGUCGCAUGGCACCCAAACUCCGUUCUGCUUGCUGCCGGAUCUACCGACGCCCACGCCAGAGUUCUGUCCAGUUUCAUCAAGGGUGUCGACGCCCGCCCCGAGCCGACCGCUUGGGGUGAAAGAUUGCCGUUCAACACCGUCUGCGGAGAGUACUUGAACAACUCUGCCGGCUGGGUUCACUCUGUCUCCUUUUCGCCGAGCGGAAAUGCCCUGGCGUUUGCUGCUCACGAUAGCAGCAUUACUGUCGUAUACCCCAGUGCCCCUGAACAGCCUCCCCGCGCCGUUGUCACCAUCACCACCCAGUUGCUUCCCUUCAUGAGCCUUCUGUGGAGCUCAGAGGACGAGAUCAUUGCCGCAGGCUACGACUGUGAAGCCUUCCGCUUCAAGGGCGGCGAAGGCGGCUGGAGCCUUGCCGGUACUCUCGAGUCAAAGGGCCGACCCGGGCUUAGCGACGCCCGCGAAGAGUCUGCGCUCAACAUGUUCAGGCAGAUGGAUCUCAAGGGCAAGGCUACGGACGAUACCAAGCUCAAGACGGUACAUCAGAACACUGUCACCACACUUCGUUCCUAUGAAGAGUCUGGCGGUAACUUGACAAAGUUUACCUCGGUGUCGACGGGAGAAUCGUCAUUUGGAGCACUUAGACAACCUUUCAUAGCAAGCUUUCAAUGGAAAUACCACGAUGUUUCAGAUACUCACCUCCAUAUUUUCUUUCCGAGAAAAUUGACCAAGAGGCCUCGGUCGCUCGACGUCCGGUUCUAUACAAAUACGGCUUGUAAGUACGGCAGAGAACCCGAGCCUCAGCGCUCACCCAGCACAUUCAUCUACAAUCUUGCGUUCAGACCAAAGGAUCAGAAUUCGGCGCCCUGUGUGAACUCAAUGACUGUACAAGCUUCGCCUAUGUCACCUCACUUUGAUUCACAACUCCACGCCGGUUCUCUCCUUGAACGACGCGCCCUGGCUGGACGCACUAUCCAGGGCAUGCCACUUGCGCCAUUAACUGUGCAAAUUCCGCACCGAAAUGACAUGGACAUAUCCGUGGCGGAUUUUGGCGCGUUGGAUGACGGCUUCUUGCGGUUUCUUGCACGACUCCAAUCUCAUAAGGAGAGGCAUGCUCUAGCAAUGAGGAUUCGCUCGGUUCAGGACAUUUGUCUACGAGCUAGCCAGAAGUAUCACGAACGACGACGCAGGCAAGCCAGAAACGAUCGCAGAAGAGAACGCAGAGAAGAGCGCAGAGACAAUUCAAGGGGGGGUUGCUUGAGAAGGAUUCGUGGAGGCAGUCGUCGCCCCGGCCCCUACGAUCGACCCGUUCAACGAGAUUUGCACCAUUAUUCUUCGUCUUCAGCGUCUUCCGCCGCCAGCGACUCGGUCUCGACUGAAUCGCUUUUGAAGAGCACCGGCCGGAUUUGCAAUCAUCUUUGGGAACAAGCCAACGUAGACGCACUAAACGAAUUCAUGGGUAGGGGGAAGAAGCGGGAAGCAGCGACAACCAUGUCGCAGCUGCUAGAAUGGGCGGAAGCGGUCGUGGAGUGCAGUAAUCGCAGCAAACGCAGCGACUCUCCCGACAGAUCGGACUUAUUGCGAUUACUCGAAGCUGCAAAGAAUUUGUGCGGCUGGCUUGGUGACAGUGACGGGGAAGCAGAACUUGGAGAAGUUGAGGGCGCUGUGACAUUCUAUCUCAUUUUUGGAGUGGCAUAG